Messenger RNA from Dictyostelium purpureum, 330 nucleotides. RefSeq lists its product as uncharacterized. Gene Ontology annotation, biological process: sexual reproduction. The coding region runs from base 1 to 330 and encodes 109 amino acids. Lineage: Eukaryota; Evosea; Eumycetozoa; Dictyosteliales; Dictyosteliaceae. The transcript has 2 exons. The record is from RefSeq and is a predicted model, not a curated record.
AUGAUUUGGAUAUUAAUAAUUGAGGUUUCAUCCAUGUUAUAUUUUCAGAGACAAACAAUUAACCUAACAACAUCUGCCGAUAUAAACACAACAAUAUCAACAACAUUAGAGUGGUUUAAUGAAACAAAAGCUACAAGUUUUGCAGGUCAAGAUUUCGAAAUCUAUACAAAUUCAAUAAAAUUUUCAAUUGAAAUUUCAAAAUAUCCAUUUGUAAACCCACUUAAUUCACUUCAAUUAAUCAUGUCAGCACAUUUUCAUCAAACUCAUCAGACUCUUGCUCAUUUAGAGAAUAUGGCAAUACAACAUCAGGUGAUAAUUCAAAUUAUAUAA